AUGGCAUCCAUCGGCGCACAAACAUAUACCAUGGCUCUCCAGAAGUACAUGCUUCUUACAGAGCAACACCAAGAUCUCUGUGAUCGCCUCGACCAGAUCCGUCCCGAGUUCCACUCAUCAAGUCGUUCCCAAUUCUCCUCACCAUCUACAUCACCAACCCGAUCCUCAUCCUCAUCUCUCUCGCUGCCGCCUUCGCCGAAGCGCCACUCCCGAAGUGGACGUCACCACUCACGCUCCCAUGCCCGUUUCAGCGGCUGGGAAAACCACAAUGAACUCACCACGAUCCCCGAUGAGGAGACAAUCUACGAAAUCUCAGCAGAAGAGCAGCGUCUCUCCGAAGUCAACGAGAGCAUCAAGCGUACCCUAACAGAGCUUCUCAACUGCAGCAGUGUGCGCGCCGACCGUGCUUUCAGAACAUGGGUACAGACAAGACUCAUGGAGACGGAAAAGGAACUUCGCAGUGGCCGAAGGCGCAGAAGCUCAGGCAACGAGUAA
This is a messenger RNA of Fusarium pseudograminearum CS3096, 495 nucleotides long. RefSeq lists its product as uncharacterized. The record is from RefSeq and is a predicted model, not a curated record. The transcript has a single exon. Lineage: Eukaryota; Fungi; Ascomycota; Sordariomycetes; Hypocreales; Nectriaceae. Bases 1 to 495 code for a protein of 164 amino acids.